UUUCCUCACUGCCAGUUAGCGAAGCUACUGCUGCGCUUUGGUUCACGCGAAGGCUUGCUGCCUGCCUUUCAUCUUACCAAGAUUUCGAACCUGAGGAAGCAGAGGAUCAGCCUUCUCUCGCAGAUCAAUGAGAGAGAGCUGUUACGGAAUGCUAAGGUUCUGGUCUCUCGCAUUUGGUAUUACCGAGGUGGGACUGAUGAAGGUGAUAUUAUGCAUACUGAUAUUGUGGUGCUUGACAAAGAGGGCACCCACAUGCAUGGCCGGAUUCCUACUGACCUGUCCGCACGGGUGAACGAUAUCUUAAAGGAGGGCAAUGUUUAUCUAAUGAAGAGAUUCGCGUGCAAACAAUCCAAGCCCACUUACAGGGCUGUUGACAAUCCAUAUAUGAUGCAGUUCACUCGCUUUAGUACUAUUGAUCCUGUGGUGGGUGAUGAAGAGGAUUUCCCAUACUGCACUUACAGCCUCACAUCCUUUUUGGAUAUCCCGAUGCCAGGCCCGCACACUCCUCGUUUUAUCGAUGUGAUUGGCCGAAUUGUCGCGGUCACAGACAUCAUCGCUGUUCACUCUCAACAUCAAGCUGAGCCUUCGGAUACUAGGACUGUAGUUCUCCAAGAUCAAUCGUGA
Messenger RNA from Triticum dicoccoides, 624 nucleotides. RefSeq lists its product as uncharacterized. The transcript is spliced from 4 exons. The record is from RefSeq and is a predicted model, not a curated record. Lineage: Eukaryota; Viridiplantae; Streptophyta; Magnoliopsida; Poales; Poaceae. The coding region runs from base 211 to 624 and encodes 137 amino acids.